This is a messenger RNA of Oryctolagus cuniculus (rabbit), 11193 nucleotides long. The record is from RefSeq and is a predicted model, not a curated record. NCBI's taxonomy places the organism in Eukaryota, Metazoa, Chordata, Mammalia, Lagomorpha, Leporidae.
GGGGCAGCCGGGCGCGGCCGCAGCGCUCUCCAGCCCUAGCGGAGGCCGCGGUGAGCUCGGCCGCUGCCCGCCGCUCAGAACCCGGGCGGUCCUGCAAGCAGCCCGGGUCCUCUGCCCGCCCUACACCUGAUGCCGCUCGUGGGCGGAGCGUCGGGCCAGAAAGAAGAUGUUGAAUUAACUGAUAAAGCUUCUAAUUCUUUUGCAACCAACUUGCCAUCAAGAUAUAUUGACAGAAAGAAAUACAUCAAAAUUUCUGAAACAAUAGAAAAGAAAAUUUUACCUGAAAUUAGAGGUUGGACCCCAGAACAUAAAAAAAGGAAUAUAACAUCACUAUACAUAUGUGAAGAAGAAAAAUUCUCUGAUUUAUCAGGAGAAAAUAAAAUCAAGAAAAAGAAAAAUUUACAAGUACAACUGCAUAGGAAAACAACUGAGAUUGAGUUUCCCUCUCUGAAGCUGUCAACGGAGAAGAGAACUAAAAAAGAAAACUCUAUGUACAAAUUGCCAAAUCAGUACAGCAUUUGCAAGACUUCAUUGCCCCUUCAUACAUCUUCCUCAAUUUUGCGGAAAAAGGAAGUGCUUUCUAACCUCUACCUGACAUUAUAUGAUAAUGUAUCCCAAGGAUACUUAUACUCACAAGAAAUAAAUGCACUUCAUAGAGCCUGUAGAAUUUUUAGUAAAAUUCGAAAUGGUAGGAUUUAUGUGAAUGAUCUGCCAACAGUCCUUAGAAUCUUGAAGAUUUCUGUCAGUGAUUCAGAAAUGCGACAGGCACUAAAGGCAGUUGAUAUUGAUGUUAAUGGAAUACUGGAUUUUUCAAAUUUCCUGAAGACUCUGAAUGAAGUUUCUUAUUUGGUCUCUCAGGAUCCAGCAUUCCAGGAUGCCUUGAAUACUUUCAAUAGGAUAAAACACGGUCGAGUUGUCACUGAUGAAGUGAUUGAUGUUUUGGAUAGCAUGGAUAUCCCUAUAAACCAUGAAACUUUACAGGAAGUGCUAAAAUGUUCCUAUAUUGACAGUAACCACAUGGUGGAUAUUGGAAAUAUUGUAUUUGUUUUGAAUGACCUACAUCAGCAAUAUGAAGAUGUUUCAAUUAUGGAUGGGUCAACCUUGGAUGAAACUGCUUCAAAAAGAAAGUUACCAAGUGUAGCAGAACGCUAUUUAAAACAUAAGAGGAAAAGAAGUCUACCUUCCAAACUGUCUGAAUCUUCAGGAUCCAAAAAGUUGAAUAAAACCCCCCUCCAGCAUCAUAGUAAAUUAAUGGGGGAAAAUGAUGGCUUUGAAUUUAAAAGAGCAAAAAAUAUAUGGCAAGGAAAAAAAUUCCUGGGUGGAAUUGAUAGCAGUAACACAGGAUUCCAGGAACCAUAUCCAUUAAAUGUUAUAAACUUACAAAAGCAUUCAGAGAAGGCUGAAUUUCCUGACUCAAAAGUUACACCACAAAGCUUGAAGAGUAUUACAAGCCUCAAUAAGUCCCUGGGUAAAAGUGAUAUUUCUAGUAUUCCCAAGCUUCAGAAUCCAGCUCUCAGAAAGCAUCUCAACCUCCUAAAACAAGUUUCUUCUAAAGACAAAGCUGCAGUUAAUACUCCAGUUUUAGAAAAUGUCUGUGAAGCUAUCAGUGAAUUCCGAGAUUACAUUGCUGCAGAAGAACUUCAGUCCACUUUGCCUUCAACAGGAAUUCCUACAUUAGAUGAAGAGUUCCAGAAGAAUCUGGCAAAAACUAGAGAUGAAAGUGGAAUGGUGAAGUUAGAUGACUCUUUGAGUACUGUCUCCAAGGAACAAAGUCUUCUUGAAUAUGAUGCAUUGACUGAUGUUAUUAAAGCCAUUGAUAAAAUUAAAGAUGGACGUGUUGGUUAUGCAGAUUUAAAUAACUGUCUUCAGAAUUUUGGAGUUUACCUUUCUAAGCCAGAAUUGGAGAAGAUUGGGGAGUUGACUGAGAUUGAUGAUACGAAAACAGUGAAUUUUAAAGAAUUUGUUGAUACUAUGUUGAACAACACAGACCGCUUCUCUGAAAAAUUACUAUUGCACAAUGUUAUUGAAGACUUCCACAAUCUCAGCAAGGAGAAGAUGAGUGUCUCCGAUUUGUGGAAUACUUUGACUAGUUUGAAUAGUAACUUAAAGAAAGAUGAGUUCUUGGCUGCACUAAAACUAGUAAAAGUUGAUGAAGAUAACAAAGUCCAAUUUGACGAAUUUGCAGAAGCAGUAAAGAAUGUGAAUGAUGCCUCCAGAUUAGAAGAGUCACGAGAGAUUGUGCUAGCUCUUGAUUCACUUGGAGGCGACGUGAUAGCUGAAAAGAACUUGGGAGACUUUCUAAGAAGUGUUGGGAUUAAGUUGCCUCAAGAAGAGGUACAGAAAAUUCUUCAAUCAGAUUUUGUUUCUCAAGACAACAUGGUGAAUAUUAGAGACUUUAUACAGGCUUUGAGAAACACACAGAAAUUUUCUAAUUUUACUGCAUUGAAUGAGACCAUCAAUAAAUUGGAUUGUAUGAAAAGUUCUGAAUCUGAUAAAGACAAAUAUUCAUAUGUACUUGAAGACACCGAUAGAUCUUAUUUUACUGAUGACACUCUUCAAAAAAGAGUAGAUGACUUCUUUGAUAAGGAUUUAUUUAAAGAGAUUAUGGUUCUUAAUAAUAUCAGAAAUGAUAAGAUGCCUGUAAAUGAACUGAGUUCCAAACUCUUGAGUGCUGGAAUUCCAUUGAGCAACAAGAUGUUCCAAGAGAUAUUGAGACAAGCAUCUAUUGAUGAAAACAGCGAAGUAAGUCUCAAAGAAAUCUUGGAGAAUUUGAGCAAGAAUAAGCCAGCUCCUAUAUUGGAAGGUAUAAACACUGCCCUCAAAAAUGUCAACUUGAUAAAUGAUGACAGAAUUCCAGUUAAUGACUUGAAAGAUGCUUUUGAAGACCUCAAUAUCUCUUUAAAGCCUGAAGAACAUCAGAUGUUAGAGAAAACACUUGAUGUUGAUGAAAAAGGAUAUAUUUCCCUAAAAACUGCACUUUUAGCACUGAAGAACAAUAAGCGUUUAGAAGAUUUUAGAGAGGUUAAUGAACUUGCAAAGGCUUUAGACAAGGUCAACAGUGAAAAAAUUGAUUUUGAUGAAGUAAAAUCUACACUGAAAGGCCUAGGGAUUUGUUUUCCAGAGGAAGAAUUACAGGUGGUGCUCUCCUCCAUUUCUGUUGAUAAAGAAGGGAAAGUGGACUUAAAAGAUUGCCUAAGUAGGUUGGUGCAAGCGCCAUAUUUUACCAAAGAUUCAAGUGGAGAAGUUAGCUUCUAUGACCUGGAAAAUAUACAAAAUAUAGGGAUAGAGUUCACAUCUGAAGAACACUUGGAGCCAGAGAAAUUACUUCCACUUAAAGGAUUACAAAUUGAUGCUCAUGACCUUGAUAAUUUACUUGGAAAUGUGGCACUCAAACUCACAGCUGAAGAACUUAAUGCUCUAACCCCAAAUCUAUCAAUUCAUGGAGAAGAGAUUGAUGUUAGUGAUGUGAAAACUGUCCUGGACAAUAUGGGAAUAGAGCAAACACAUAAAGGAAGCCUGGAGCCAAUGAACAUUUUGCCAGUUGAUGCAGCUAAUGCUGAGGUCUAUCAAAAGAAAUUGAUGGAUGGUGUGAAAUCCCCUAAAGGAGGAAUUAUUGAUGUUAGUAAACUGGACACUAUUUUGCAAAACAUGGAGAUGAAACUCACAGAAACUGAAGUUAGUGAUCUUAAGCAAAACAUGCCAAUUGAUGAAGGGAUUAGUGAUAUCAAUGAAGUGGAUAUUCUUUUGAAAAGGAUGAGGAUGAAUCUUGCUGAAAAGGAAACUAGUGAUCUGAUACAUAAUCUGCCAGUUGAUGGACUUGUUGAUGUCACUGAACUGGGCAGUGUUUUGCAAAACAUGGGAAUGAAACUCUCAGAAAUGGAAAGUAAAGAUUUAAUAGAGAAACUACCUGUUGAUGUUAAUGAGAAGAUUAAAACAACAAAGUUGAUGGAUGCAAUGAAAGCUUUUACUGGAAAAAAGGUCGAUGCCAAUGAUCUGCCCAACGUUCUGGGGAGCAUGGGGAUCGAGCUCACAGAAGGAGAAUGUGCAGAACUGCAGGAAGCCAUUCCCACCGAUGCUGCUGGAAAGGUGUAUCAGAAGAGAUUGGUGGAUGAUGUAAAGUCUAUGAAAGGAGGGAUGGUUGAAGUCAGUAACCUAGGCACAGUUCUGGAGAACCUGGGUAUUGAACUUACAGAAAAAGAACAUGAAGGUCUGACAGAAAAUCUACCACUUAAUGAAAAUGGGAAGGUUGAUUUCAAAAAGUUGAUGGAACAAGUGAAUAUUAUUAAAGGAGGAGAAAUCGAUGUCUGUGACUUGAAAAAUGUUCUUGGAAAAAUGGGGAUAACACUCACAAAUAAGGAAUUUCUGAAUCUGGUACAAAAUUUACCAAUAGAUGCUAAUGAAAAAAUCUAUAAGAAUAGAUUGCUGGAUGGCUUGAAGUCUCUUAAUGGAGGUCUUAUUGGUGUAAAUAAACUGGACUCAUUUUUGGAAGACAUAGGAUUGAACCUCACAGAGGAAGAAAUUAAGGAUCUAAGAUGCAAACUGUCCACUGAUGCAAAUGGAGAAGUUGAGAUGAGAAAGUUGUGGGAUGAAUUGAAAGCUUUUACAGGACAAAGGAUUGAUGUGCAGCAUCUACCAGAUUUUAUAAGCAACAUGGGUAUUCAGCUAACAGAAGAAGAACAAAUGAAGCUGGUAAACAUGCUCCCAGUUGAUGCUGCUGGAAAAACCUAUAAAAAUAGAUUAUUAGAUGCUGUGAAGUCCUUCAAAGGAGGGAAAGUUGAAAGAAGCAAAAUGGAUGCUGUUCUAGAAAACAUGGGAAUCAAGCUCACAGAAAAAGAGCUUGAAUGUCUGGCGGAUAACAUUCCAAUUAAUGUUGAUGGGAAGAUUGAACUCAAUAAAUUGGUAGAUGCAGUGACCACUGUUACAGGAGAAGAAGUUGAUGCCAGUGAUAUAAAAAAUACUCUGGGAAACAUGGGGAUAGAGCUCACAGAUAAAGAAUGUUUGGAGCUAGAGAAGAAUCUAUCAGUUGAUGCUGAUGGAAAGGUGUACCAGAACAGGUUGAUGGGUGGUGUGAAAACCCUUAAAGGAGGGAUUGUUGAUGUCACUAAACUGGACACUGUUUUGCAAAACAUGGGAAUGAAGCUUACAGAAAUGGAGAGAAAAGAUUUAAUAGAGAAACUGCCUGUUGAUGCUAUUCAGAAAGUUGAUAUGAAAAAGUUAAUGGAUGAAAUGAAAGCUUUUACUGGAAAAAAGGUCGAUGCCAAUGAUCUGCCCAACGUUCUGGGGAGCAUGGGGAUCGAGCUCACAGAAGGAGAAUGUGCAGAACUGCAGGAAGCCAUUCCCACUGAUGCUGCUGGAAAGAUGUAUCAGAAGAGAUUGUUGGAUGGUGUGAAGUCUAUGAAAGGAGGAAUGGUUAAAAUCAAUAACCUAGACAAUGUUCUGAAAAACCUGGGAAUUGAACUCACAGAAAAGGAACAUGAAAGUCUGACAGAAAAUCUGUCACUUAGUGCUAGUGGAACGACUGAUCUAAGUAAAUUGCUGGAAGCAGUAGAAAUUGUUACAGGAGGAGAAAUUGAUACUGAAAAUGCUCUGGAGGAAAUGGGAAUAGCUCUCACAGAGAAGGAACAUGAAGAACUUAUAACAAAUCUAUCAGUUGAUGAUAAUGGAAAAGUCUUCAAAAAUAGAUUACUGGAUGGUUUGAAAUCAUUUAAUGGAGGGUUUAUUAAUGUCAAUAAGCUUGAUUCAGUUGUGAAAAACAUGGGAUGUAAACUCUCGGAAGAAGAAAUUAAGGAUUUGAAAUGCAACCUGCCCACUAAUGUAGAUGGGAAAGUUGCAAUGAGUGAGUUGUUUGAUGAAUUAAAAGCUUUUACAGGAAAAGAGAUUGAUGUGCAGGACCUCUCAGAUUUUCUGAGUAACAUGGGUAUUGAGCUAACAGAUAAAGAACAGAUAAAGCUGCUGAACGAGCUGCCAGUUGAUGCUUCUGGGAAGAUCUAUGAAAAUAGAUUGUUGAAUGGUGUGAAGUCUUUCAAAGGAGGGAAAGUUCAAAAAAGUAAAAUGGAUAGUGUUCUAGAAAACUUGGGGAUUAAACUCACCGAAAAGGAGCUUGAACAUCUAGCAGCUAAGUUGCCAGUCAAUGAUGCUGGGAAUAUUAAUUUCAGUGAAUUGAUGGAGGAAGUGAAAAUUAUUACAGGAGGUGAAGCAAGUAUCAGGGAAAUAAAAAGUGUUCUUGGAAGUAUGGGCGUAGAGCUCACAGAGAAGGAAGACUCAGAAUUGGCGAAAAUGUUACCUGUUGAUGCUGAUGGAAAGUUCUAUCAGAAUAGGUUGAUGAAUAGUGUGAAAUCUCUUAAAGGAGAAAAGAUUGAUAUCAAUAAACUAGACACAUUGCUGGAAAACAUGGGGAUGAAAGUUUCAGAAAAGGAACUUAAAGAUAUUGCAGAGAAUCUACCAGUGGAUGUUGAUGGUAAAGUGAAAAUAAAAAAGUUGUUGAAUACAAUGAAUGUUUUUUCAGAUGAAAAUAAGAUUGACAUAAAUGAUCUGAAAAACACUCUAGGAAGCGUGGGAAGUGAGCUCACAGAAGAAUUCCUAAAUCUUCAGCAAACUGUACCAGUUGAUGGUGGGAAAGUUAAUGUUAAUAGCAUAGACAUAGCUCUUCAAAACGUGGGGAUCAAACUUACAGAAUCAGAACUGAAAGAUCUGGCAGAAAAUCUAACAGUUGAUGCUAAUGGGAAGGUUAAUCUUCAUAAGUUGAUAGAUGGAGUGAAAGCUCUAACAGGAGGAGUUAUCGAUAUCAGUGAUGUGGAAAAUAUUCUGGGAAACAUGGGGAUAGAUCUCACAGAAAAGGAACGGUUGAAGUUACUGAAAAAUUUGCCAGCAGAUGCAGAUGGAAAGAUCUAUCAAAAUAGAUUGAUGAGUGGUUUGAAGUCUCUUAAAGGAGGGACAAUUGAUGUCAAUAAAUUGCACACAGUUCUGGGAAACAUGGGCAUGAGACUCACAGAAAAGGAACUGAAAGAUCUGACACAGAAGCUAUCAGUGGAUGGUGAUGGAAAAGUCAAUCUUAAAAGUAUGAUGGAUGAAGUGAAAAAUUUCUCAGGAAAAAAAGUUCAUAUCUGUGACCUUCAAAGUCUUCUGAAAAACAUGGGGAUUGAACUGACAGAUACAGAAUGCUUAGAGCUGAAGAAAACCCUGCCAACGGAUGCUGCUGGAGAGGUGUUUCAGAAUAGGAUCUUGGAUGGUGUAAAGUCUCUCAAAGGAGGGAUGGUUAAUAUCAAUGACCUGAACAAAGUUCUUGGAAAUAUGGGAAUUAAACUCACAGUAAAAGAACUUGAAGAUCUUACAAAAAACCUCCCAGUUAAUGCUAAUGGGAAGACUGUUCUCAGUAAGCUAAUAGAUGAAGUGCAAGCUGUUACAGGAGAAGAUGUUGAUAUCGAUGAUGUAAAAGAUGUUGUAGAAAACAUGGGGAUAGAACUUACAGAAAAGGAAUGCAUGGAGCUGGUGGAAAAAUUAUCAGCUUAUGCUGAUAGAAAAAUCUUUCAGAACAGAUUGCUAGAAGGCUUAAAGGCGCUUAAAGGAGGUAAAAUUGAUGUCAAUAAACUAGACACAGUUCUGGGAAACAUGGGGAUGAGUCUCACAGACAAGGAACUUGAAGAGCUGACACAGGGCCUCCCAGUUAAUGUUGAUGGGAAAGUUGAUAUGAAAAAGGUGAUGAAUAAAGCAAAAACUUUCACAGGUGAAAAGAUCGAUAUCAAUAACCUGGAAAAAGCACUGGAAAACAUGGGUAUCAAACUUUCUGAAAGAGAGCUUACAAAGCUGAAGAUAACACUGCCAGUUAGUGAUGAUGGAAAGGUGCGCCAGAAUAGGGUACUGAAGGGUGUAAAGUCUUUGAAAAGAGGAAAGGUUGACAUAAACAACUUAGGCCCUCUUCUAGAAAAUAUGGAUAUCAAACUCACUGAAAAAGAACUUAUACAGCUGAGAGACGGCCUACCUAUAGAAGCUGAUGGAAGAGUUGAUCUGAAUAAGAUAAUGGAUAGAAUAAAAGCAAUUACAGGAGGGAAGGUUGAUGUCAAUGAUGUGAAAAGUGUUCUGGAAAACAUGGGGAUAGAACUCAAGGAUGAGGAAUUCUUGGAACUGUUGAAAAACCUGCCACUAGAUGAUGAUGAAAAAAUCUUCCAAAACAGGUUGCUGGAAAGUGUGAAAUCUCUUAAAAGUGGGAAUGUCAGUGUCAAUAAUUUGAAGCCUAUACUGGAUAAUAUGGGAAUCAAGCUAAAGGAUAACGAACUUAAAGAUUUGACUCAAAAUCUCCCUGUUGGUGUUGAUAAGAAAAUUUCUCUAGAAACAUUGAUGAAUAAAUUGAAAAUUUUUACAGGUGAGAAGGUUGAUUCUAGUGGCCUGAAAAGUACCCUGAGGGACCUGGGGAUUGAGCUCACAGAUAAGGAACAAGAGAAGCUGCUGGAAACCCUAUCAACUGAUGCUUCUGGAAAAAUAUAUCAGAAGAGGUUACUGAAGGCUCUUAAGUCUCUCGAGGGAGGGAAGGUUCAUGUUAAUAACCUAGACAAUACUCUAGAAAGAUUGGGAAUUGAGCUCACAGAAAAGGAACUUACAAAGCUGUCAGAAAACCUACAAGUUGAUGUUACUGGGAAGACGGAUCUGAAAGAGGUGAUGGACAGAGUAAAAGCUACUACAGGAGGAGAAAUUGAUGCCAGAGAUGUGAAAACUGUUCUGAGUAACAUGGGAAUAGAAUUUACUGAUGAGGAACACUUACAACUGGUGAAAAAUCUGCCUGUCAAUGAUGAAAACAAAAUCUUUAAGAGCAGGUUGUUAGAAGCUGUCAAGUCUCUUAAAGGUGGGAAAGUAAAUGUCAACAACCUUGACACCAUCCUGGACAAUCUGGGAAUUAAGCUGUCAAAUACAGAACUAAAAGAUCUGACUCAAAACAUGCAAGUUGAUGUUGAUAAGAAAAUUCCUCUAGAAGCACUGAUGGAAAAAGUCAAAGACUUUACAGGUAAGAAGAUUGAUUCUAGUGACAUAAGAAAUGUUCUGGGAAACCUCAGUAUUGAGCUUACAGAAAAGGAACUAGAGAAGCUGUUGAAAACAUUGCCGGUUAAUGAUGCUGGAAAGGUGUAUUAUAAUCGGUUGCUGAAGAGCAUAAAGUCUCUGAAAGAAGGGAAGAUUAAGAAGAAUAACCUCCAUUCUACUUUAAAAAGUAUCGGAAUCAAGCUCACAGAAGAGGAACUUGCUGAACUGUCAAAAAACCUACAUGCUGAUGAAAAUGAGAAUGUUGAACUGCAUGAUGUGAUGAAAGAAAUAAAAGCCAUUACAGGGAAAGUUGACAUAAAAAACCUGGAGACAAUUCUAGGCAACAUGGGAGUCAAGCUCACCAAACAGGAACUUGAAUCUCUGACACAAAGCCUGCCAGUCAGUGCUGAUAAGAAAGUGGCUCUAAAAACUUUGGAGAAUGAAGUGAAAGCUUUUAUUGGAGAAAAGAUAGAUUCUGAUGACAUACAAAAUAUUCUAAAAAACAUGGGGAUUGAGCUCACAGAUAAGGAACAAAAGCAUCUGCUGAAAGCAUUGCCCAUUGAUGCUAAUGGAAAGGUGUUUCGAAACAAGUUGCUGAAGGAAGUGAAGAAUAACAAAGGAGGAAAGGUUAAUGUGAAUUAUCUGGAUGCUAUUUUAGAUAACAUGAAUAUCAAGAUUACAGAAAAAGAACUUCAAAAGAUAAAGGAUCUUCUGAGAGAUGCAGAUAAGAAAGUUGAUCUGAAAAAACUGAUGGACAAAGUGGAAGCUGUUAUCGGAGAGGAAAUUGACGUCAGUGAUGUGGAAACAGUUCUAACAAACAUGGGGAUAGAGCUCCCAGAAAAAAAACUCUCAUAUCUGAUAAAUAAUCUUCCAGUUGAUGAUGGGAAGGUUUAUCAGAAAAGGCUGCUGGAUGGCAUAAAGCAUCUCAAAGGAGGGAAGAUUGAUUCCAGUAAAGUGAAUACAGUUUUGGAAAACAUGGGCAUAAACCUCACUGAAACAGAGCUUAAAGAUCUAGCAAAAAAUCUGGCAGUUGACGGUAAUGGUAAAAUUAAUCUAGAAAAUGUGAUGAAUGAAAUGAGACCUUUCACAGGAGACAAAAUUGAUACAAAUAAACUUACGAGUGUUUUAGAAAAUAUGGGGAUUGAGCUCACACCAGAUGAGCACUUGAACUUAUUAAAGACAUUACCAGUUGAUGCUAAUGGAAAAGUGUAUCAGAAAAGGCUUAUGAAGGCCAUAAAGUCUCUCAAACGAGGCAAUAUUGAUGUUGAUAAACUAGACACUCUCUUAGAAAACAUGGGAAUCAAAACCACAGAAAAAGAGUUCAUGGAUCUCACAGAAAGACUGCCCAAUGAUGCUAAAGGAAAAGUCAAACUUAGUGAGUUAAUGAAAGAAUUGCAUGCUGUUUUAGGAAAUCAGGUAGAUGUCAGAGACCUAGAAAAUGCUCUGAAAGACUUGUUGGUAGAAGUCACAGACGAGGAAUAUUCACAUUUACUAAAAUCUCUACCACUUGAUGCUGAAGGAAAACUAUACAAAAAAACAUUGCUGGACAGUCUGAAGGCUCUCAAAAGAGGAAAAGUUGAUAUGAAUAACCUGAACUCAUUCCUGGACAAUAUGGGCCUUAACCUCUCACAAAAAGAACUUGAAGAUUUUUUACAAAACCUACCAGUUGAUGUUGAUGGGAAGGCGCAUCUGAAAAAUGUGACACAGCGAAUGAAAGAUUUUACAGGAGAAAAGAUCAAUGCCGGUGAUCUGAAAAAUGUUCUUAAAAACAUGGGGAUAGAAGUCAGUGAUAAGGAAUGUGCGGAACUGCUAGCAUUACUACCAGUUGAUGAUGAUAACAAAGUUUUUCAGAACAGAUUACUAACAGGUUUGAAGUCUUUCAAAGGAGGAAGGGUUGAUGUCAAUAAGUUGAAAAACAUUCUAAGGAACAUGGGAAUCAAACUCAAAAAUAAGGAACUUAAAAAUAUAAUACGAAAUCAGUUUAUUGAUGCUAAUGGAUACAUUUCUCUGAAGAAGGUGAUUGAUGAUGUGGAAGCAGUUACAGCUUCUGGGAUUACUGAUCUGCAUAAAUUAUUAGAAGAAGUAAAGGAAUUCACAGGUGAGCAAGAUAUUUUGUGUAAACGUGUAAAAGUCAAAUGCAAAUACUUCGCAUUCACAUAUAUAUUCUAAGUUAUACUUUCUUAU